GUGAGAUUUCAGCAUUUCUUUUAUAGCUGACAUUUUUUAACCAACUUAAAAAUGAGUGCAUUGGUUUUUUUUUGAAUGAUCGUUUCUCAUGUGGGGGGAGGAAAUAUAUGAAAAGACAAGAUGUUUCACUGAAUUGCUAUUUUACAAUUUAAGUGAUGCAGUCAGUAAAUGUUUUUUUCUUUGAUGGGGGAAAUCUGGAAGUAAAAGAACCUACUAAGGAAGAGCUCAGGAAGGAAGUUGGGAAAUCAGUGUCCAGGAAGAAUGAAGAAAAAAGAAGGGGGAAGAAAGAAAAGGAGGAUGAGCAGAAGAAUAAGAAAAUGGUUGAUUCAGAUACAUCCAGGAAGGAGCCUCUCAGGGGUAAAAAGGAUAGGGAGAAGGAGAAAGUGGACCCAGAUAAGAGCACUAAAUCCAAGGAAAGUAAGAAAAAAUCAGCAAAUAUGAAGGAUACUUCCAGUAAACUGACAUCCAGAGACAAAGAAGAUAGGAAGGAAAGAAGCUCAGCCAAGCAGGCACAAUUGGCCAGGGCCAAUAACCAGAAGAGAAAGAACUGAAGCUCUUAAAUUACCAUCAGGAAAUGAGAACUUUC
Molecule: messenger RNA, 586 nt
Organism: Dipodomys ordii (Ord's kangaroo rat)
Lineage: Eukaryota; Metazoa; Chordata; Mammalia; Rodentia; Heteromyidae
Product: splicing regulatory glutamine/lysine-rich protein 1-like
Exons: 1
Coding region: 156-551 (131 amino acids)
Source: RefSeq, a predicted model, not a curated record